This is a messenger RNA of Seminavis robusta, 738 nucleotides long. Lineage: Eukaryota; Bacillariophyta; Bacillariophyceae; Naviculales; Naviculaceae. The record is from the annotation of a GenBank genome assembly.
AUGUCAACCGCAGAUACCACUAUCGAUACCGGUAGUAGUGAUACGACACAAGAAGAACUCCCCUUGGUGCUGUCACUGUCGCGUCAUUUGGGAUCCACCAGUAGCUCGUCGGAUGUGCACUUGAUCUUGGCGAGUCAAAGUCCCCGCCGAAAAGAGAUUUUGGACAUGAUGGGCUUGCAGGGGAAAUUCACUCCCACUCCAUCUCCUCUGGAUGAAUCGGCCUUGCAAAAACAACUCGCAAGUUUGCCACCCGUCGAGUACACGCGUCGGUUGGCGGAAGAAAAAGCCAAGGCAUUGGCCAUGGACAUGACGGGCGGCAGAAUACCCAAACCCACGUUGGUACUGGGCAGCGACACCAUUGUCGACUUGGAGGGCACCAUUUUGGAAAAACCAACUGAUGCCGCGUCCGCCAAAGUCAUGCUACAGGCACUCUCGGGACAACGACAUAAUGUACACACGGGGGUAGCACUCUAUUUGGUCCAAAACCAGGAAGAGCCAAAACUCGUGGCGUCCAUAACGGACACGGCCGGGGUCCUCUUUGCGCAUCUCCGAGAACAUGAUAUCGACGCCUACAUUCAAACUGGAGAGCCCAUGGACAAGGCUGGGUCGUAUGGCAUUCAAGGAAUCGGUGGUCAGUUUGUGGCCAAUGUGAGCGGGGAUUUCUUCACCGUCAUGGGACUUCCCAUGCACAAGACCAGUCAAAUGCUGGCCAAGGCAAUCAAGGAUGUUCUACAAUAA